UCAAUAAAGCUUGUCAAGAAAAUUCAAUGAAACAAAACUUGUGUCAUUAACGAAAAAAUAUUAAAAAUGUGAAAAUCAAAACCAUUCAAUAAACAAACAAAAGUUUUACACAGCAUUUCAUAGUUGAAACUGGUAAUAAAUAACAUGGAAAAUCGAAGUUUUGAUGUUGAAGAUAUUCUCGAUCUAACGGAUACCGAAGAUACGUCUUCGUCUUCUUCAAAUAUUGGGGUAUACGACAACCGAACACCUCUUGUGAUGGAUAUUCAUGAAGUUAAGAAAGACGAUCCUAUUGCGGAAAAUAGUUCACCUGAAACAAAGAUUAAGAAGCUGAAAAAGAAGAAGAAAGUUAAGCAAGUCACCGAUAAAAUGGAGCCGAGUAUUUCUUCGGAGAGCGCAGCAGAAGUCAAUUCUCUCGUUGCAGCAGUUGAGGAAGGCGCUAAAGAGGAAUUCUUCGAUGCACACGAGAGCUAUCAUGUUAUUCCAGACAAUCAAAUCGAAAAUUCAGAAGCUCAAGUAAUUCUGGCUUUAGCUGCUUCUGAGCAUCAACAAGGACCAAAAACAACUACACAACAGACCUCAAGUACCCAACCACCUUCCGCAAACCUUACCGAAUCGGAUAAAAAGCCUUCGAUUAUUUCAAAACCAGUAACGCGUCACGAUUGAAGAAAAAAGCCCCCGGACUUCCAUUGCUGGACAUGGGUCUCCCCCAAGCCUCGCCACAACGAUCAGUCUUGCGUUGUUUGCAUCGAGCGGAUUCCUAAUAAUAAUAUAUAAAGACUGUCGUAUAUUAGAGGAAAUCUGAAAGUGGCGCCUGUGACAGAGAAGUUGAGAAGUGCGCGUUUGGGAUGGUAUGAACAUGUGAUGAAACGAAAUGAAAAUGAGGUUGGUAAGAGAGUAUUAACUAUGAAUGUGGAAGGAUAUAGAGGAAGAGGUAGACCUAAAAUAAAUGGACGGAUUGCGUGAAAGACGAUAUGGGUAAGAGGGGAGUGAGCGAAGAAAUGAUGGAGGAGUAUGGAAGGAGAAAACAUGUUGAGCCGACCUCAGGUGACUGGGAGAAGGGCAGGAGAAUGAAUAAAGAUUGUCGCACCUAAUCGUACAGCAUCGUAGACUGUGUAAUCAAAUGUCGUGUAGAUCUGAUCAGACGAACGCUUUGGGCUGCGACCCCACGAUCUUUUUUCUUCCACUUUGUCAGUGACCAUCAUCCUUAAAUAUCAGCAGAUUGUAUCAGAGUGUAUAAAUUAUAUUUGCUACAAACGGGUUAUUUAAUAAUUACCUUAAAAGGAAUGCAGCUGAUCGCCCGCUUCGAACUAAUUUAAAGUAGAUAAAUAAGUUUUUUUUUGUUUCAGAAAUGCACAAGAUAUGGAAAGUGAAAUUAAAUAAAGAUAUUUGAUACGAGCA
Molecule: messenger RNA, 1398 nt
Organism: Bombyx mori (domestic silkworm)
Lineage: Eukaryota; Metazoa; Arthropoda; Insecta; Lepidoptera; Bombycidae
Exons: 6
Coding region: 145-663 (172 amino acids)
Source: RefSeq, a predicted model, not a curated record